Erinaceus europaeus (western European hedgehog) is the source of this 3579-nucleotide messenger RNA. RefSeq names its product VPS50 subunit of EARP/GARPII complex (gene VPS50). Gene Ontology annotation, biological process: retrograde transport, endosome to Golgi; endocytic recycling. The transcript has 28 exons. The record is from RefSeq and is a predicted model, not a curated record. The coding region runs from base 99 to 2993 and encodes 964 amino acids. Gene Ontology annotation, cellular component: EARP complex. Gene Ontology annotation, molecular function: SNARE binding. NCBI's taxonomy places the organism in Eukaryota, Metazoa, Chordata, Mammalia, Eulipotyphla, Erinaceidae.
UCCACGUGACAGUUCACUAUGGCUUCCCUCUGUUGGGGCUAGUUAGCUGGUGUGAUUUGUUAAGUCUUUGUGGAAAGGUACCCGUUUACGACUUCAACAUGCAAAAAAUCAAAUCUCUUAUGACCCGACAGGGUCUGAGAAGUCCUCCAGAGAACCUCAGUGAUCUUGGUGCCAUUGAGAGUCUCCGGGUCCCUGGAAAGGAGGAAUUUCGAGAACUUCGAGAACAACCCAGUGAUCCUCAGGCUGAACAAGAACUAAUUAAUAGUAUUGAACAAGUAUAUUUUUCUACAGACUCCUUUGAUAUUGUUAAAUAUGAGCUGGAGAAACUCCCUCCUAUUCUCAGUUUGCAAGAACUAGAGGAGUAUAGAGACAAAUUAAAACAACAGCAAGCUGCGGUCUCUAAAAAAGUGGCAGAUUUAAUUCUUGAAAAACAGCCUGCUUAUGUAAAGGAACUUGAAAGAGUUACCUCAUUGCAGACAGGUCUUCAGUUAGCUGCUGUUAUCUGCACAAAUGGGAGGAGGCAUCUAAAUAUUGCAAAGGAAGGUUUUACUCAAGCUAGUUUAGGCCUUCUUGCAAAUCAAAGGAAACGCCAGUUGCUGAUUGGACUUCUGAAGUCUCUGAGAACUAUAAAAACAUUGCAAAGAACAGAUGUACGCUUAAGUGAAAUGCUAGAGGAAGAAGACUACCCAGGAGCUAUUCAGCUAUGUCUGGAAUGUCAGAAAGCUGCCAGCACUUUCAAACAUUAUAGUUGCAUAAGUGAACUAAAUUCAAAGCUGCAAGAUACUUUAGAACAAAUUGAGGAACAGUUGGAUGUAGCACUUUCCAAAAUCUGUAAGAAUUUUGACAUUAACCAUUACACUAAGGUUCAACAAGCUUAUCGACUUCUUGGAAAAACACAGACAGCCAUGGAUCAACUUCAUAUGCACUUUACCCAGGCCAUUCACAAUACUGUGUUCCAAGUUGUUCUUGGCUAUGUGGAGUUAUGUGCAGGAAACACGGAUACAAAAUUCCAAAAACUUCAAUAUAAGGAUCUCUGUACUCAUGUUACACCAGACAGCUAUAUUCCAUGCCUUGCUGACCUGUGCAAAGCACUGUGGGAAGUUAUGCUCAGUUAUUACAGAACUAUGGAAUGGCAUGAAAAACAUGAUAAUGAAGAUACUACAUCUACUUCUGAAGGGAGUAAUAUGAUUGGUACCGAAGAAACUAAUUUUGAUCGUGGCUAUAUAAAAAAGAAGUUAGAACAUGGACUUACACGAAUAUGGCAGGAUGUUCAGCUAAAAGUGAAAACCUAUUUACUUGGAACUGAUUUAUCAAUAUUCAAAUAUGAUGACUUCAUCUUUGUUUUGGAUAUAGUCAGCAGGUUGAUGCAAGUUGGAGAAGAAUUUUGUGGUAGUAAAUCUGAAGUUUUGCAGGAGUCUAUUAGGAAACAAAGUGUCAAUUAUUUUAAGAACUACCAUAGAACACGGCUUGAUGAACUGAGAAUGUUCCUGGAAAAUGAGACUUGGGAACUUUGUCCCGUUAAGUCUAAUUUCAGCAUCUUGCAACUUCAUGAAUUUAAAUUUAUGGAACAGUCUCGUUCCCCAUCUGUUUCACCUAGUAAGCAGCCAGCCUCAACUUCCUCAAAAACAGUUAACUUGUUUGAGCAGUACUGCAGUGGUGGGAAUCCAUUUGAAAUUCAGGCCAACCACAAGGAUGAAGAAACAGAAGAUGUUCUGGCUUCUAAUGGGUAUGAAUCUGAUGAACAAGAAAAAAGUGCCUAUCAGGAAUAUGACAGUGACAGUGAUGUUCCUGAGGAACUAAAACGGGAUUAUGUGGAUGAACAGACUGGUGAUGCUCCUGUAAAAAGUGUUUCUCGAGAAACUCUAAAAAUCAGGAAGAAAUCCGAUUACAGUCUAAAUAAAGUGAAUGCGCCCAUCUUAACAAAUACAACACUGAAUGUAAUAAGACUUGUUGGUAAAUAUAUGCAGAUGAUGAACAUUCUUAAGCCAAUUGCCUUUGAUGUUAUACACUUCAUGUCUCAGCUAUUUGACUAUUACUUGUAUGCAAUCUAUACCUUUUUUGGUCGGAAUGAUUCAUUAGAAUCAACAGGACUAGGUCUAAGUAGUAGUAGACUAAGAACAACUCUAAACAGAAUACAGGAAAGUCUUAUUGAUCUGGAAGUUUCAUCUGACCCUACUGCCACACUGACAGCAGCAGAAGAGAGAAAGGAGAAGGUUCCAAGCCCACACCUUAGUCACCUAGUGGUUUUGACAUCUGGAGAUACAUUGUAUGGGUUGGCAGAAAGAGUGGUAGCCACAGAAUCCUUGGUAUUCUUGGCUGAACAAUUUGAGUUCCUUCAGCCACAUCUGGAUGCCGUGAUGCCUGCGGUCAAAAAGCCCUUUCUUCAGCAGUUUUAUUCUCAGACAGUCUCAACUGCCAGUGAACUACGCAAACCAAUUUACUGGAUUGUAGCUGGUAAAGCCAUUGAUUAUGAACAAAUGCUACUUCUAAUGACUAAUGUGAAAUGGGAUGUCAAAGAAAUUAUGUCACAGCACAACAUAUAUGUAGAUGCAUUGCUAAAGGAAUUUGAGCAGUUUAACAGGAGGUUAAACGAGGUUUCUAAGAGAGUACGGAUACCCUUGCCUGUGUCUAAUAUACUUUGGGAACAUUGUAUACGACUGGCUAAUCGAACUAUUGUGGAAGGAUAUGCUAAUGUCAAGAAGUGUAGCAAUGAGGGUCGUGCCUUGAUGCAAUUAGAUUUUCAACAGUUUUUAAUGAAACUGGAAAAACUAACAGAUAUUAGACCCAUUCCUGAUAAAGAAUUUGUGGAAACCUAUAUUAAAGCCUACUAUCUAACUGAGAAUGACAUGGAACGCUGGAUCAAAGAGCACAGGGAGUAUUCAACCAAGCAGCUGACCAAUCUGGUGAAUGUUUGCCUGGGAUCCCAUAUCAACAAGAAAGCAAGACAAAAACUUCUAUCAGCCAUAGAUGAUAUAGACAGGCCCAAAAGAUAAUGAACACUGGCAAUUGAUCUUCUUUCAACAUAUGUGAUUUACUAAUCAAUGUUCAUGCAUUCUUGACUGUCUGCGGUGAAAAGUCUGUGCAUGUUCUUUGCAACUGGAAAGUGGGAAAAAAAAAUUGGCAUUUGUGUGGUCUCAAAUAACUUAUAUACCCUGGUCCCUUUACCUUAAGUUUCAGUUAUUGUAAUCCUUCCUUGAAAUAUUAUUGCUAUAUUACAACUAUUAUUAUGUGACUACAAUUAUACAUUUUACUGGCAAAUGCACCUUAAGUAUUUAAUUAGAAGGAACAGUGAUAGUACAACCAUAGACAGUUUUUGGAAAAUGAAUUUAUGUUGGCAUUUUUCUACUCUCGAAGCUUGAUUCUCAAUAAGCAUAGUAUGAGAGUGUCAAUAUAUAGUAUCUCCUAAUUAUGAGCACUGCAUGAGAAUUUUAAAUGUACAUGUAAACAAAGUAGUUGAAAAAUCAGUAAACUAUAUGUAUGUUUUUAAGUAUCAGAGUUUAUGUCAGGGUUAAUUUGGUUAUAAUGAAGUGAUCAUAAGUGAUAAAAAUUAAUAAAUAUACUCUUAACAUGCUUAACCUA